Molecule: messenger RNA, 1207 nt
Organism: Nerophis ophidion (straightnose pipefish)
Lineage: Eukaryota; Metazoa; Chordata; Actinopteri; Syngnathiformes; Syngnathidae
Product: inactive Rho GTPase-activating protein 11B-like
Exons: 8
Coding region: 102-1040 (312 amino acids)
Biological process (GO): signal transduction
Source: RefSeq, a predicted model, not a curated record
AGCAGCAUUACUUGUUUCCCACAGGUGGUAUAAAUUAGCCUAAUUAACCUGCCUCCUUGACUCAUUUGUGUUUUUAUAAAGACUGAUUUUAAUAGCGCCUGAUGGUUUUUAACAUGAAAGUUACAGACAGUAACGUGAUUCGCUUCCACCUUCAAGUCAUCCAUGGAAUAAAUGUCAAACGUGUUGAGAGGAAAAAUGAGAGACUCUUUCUCGGCGGCGCGAAGGUUUUUGGUGUCCCUUUGGAGAAUUUGCCGAGGUGCUUCAUUUCUGAAUUCGGCCUGGUGCCCUGCUUUCUGGUGGACGCCUGCUCGUUGCUUCUGGAGCGUGCUGGGACCGUGGGUCUGUUCAGAAAACCAGGCUCUCUCCCUCGCAUCAAGACUCUCAGGGCCAAGCUGAAUCGCGGAGAGGCAUGUUUAUCUACUGCUUUCCCCUACGACGUGGCCACCCUUAUCAAACAGUUCUGCAGGGAGCUUCCGGAACCGUUAUUUCCUCCGGAGAUCCAAGACGCCAUGCUCAAGGCCCAGAUGCUUGCUCCUCUGCAGGACAGGACCUCGGCCCUCCAACUGCUGUCCUGUUUGCUGCCUGCCAGAAACUCCUCCUGUCUGCAUUACUUGUUUGACUUCUUGUCCAAAGUAUCCCACAGAUGUGAAGAGAACCUGAUGACCGCCUCCAAUCUGGCCAUGGUAUUUGCUCCAUGUCUUUUACCGCCUCCCAACAAGGACGAGAUGUCCGAAGGACGCUUUGAACUCCGAAUUCUCGUCCUGCGCACCUUUAUCGAAAAUCCGCAAUCAUUCGGUGUGAUCCCCAAGGCUGUCAUGGAUAGCAUGGAAUUCCUGAUGAACUUCCAUCUCGUGAAGGACACAAGCUCAAAGAGAGGAACCCGAAAAAGGCACAGUUUGAAAGACUGCGCGGUGGAUUCAAGGAAGGUCAAAGGUCAGACUGCCUGUCUCUCAGCAGAAACUGGAGCCCACCCUGCAGGAAAAACCGACACUGAGGAGGAGUCUGGGUCUGGAGACUUUCCCCAAUGUCCUUCUGUUUAGGACAUGUCUGCCAUCCACAGAACACAACUUUUCCGGUGCGGCGUCUACAUCUGAGAGAAUGAGGAGGCUGGUUCGAGGACCUGAUGUCGCCUUCACACCUUCUGCACUCGCUGGAAUGGGAAAAUUACAGCUAGCGGCCUGGAAUAGACGCUCCUCUCUAUGACACA